Molecule: messenger RNA, 465 nt
Organism: Eutrema salsugineum
Lineage: Eukaryota; Viridiplantae; Streptophyta; Magnoliopsida; Brassicales; Brassicaceae
Exons: 1
Coding region: 1-465 (154 amino acids)
Source: RefSeq, a predicted model, not a curated record
AUGGAAAAUUCAUCCUCAUCGGCGACCUCAUUCAACGCGAGCUAUAACCAGCUGGACGUUCCUCUUUGCCACUGCAGAAAGCCGACGAGAAUGGCCCAGUCAUGGACAGAUGAUAACCCUGGAAGGGUGUUCUUCAAAUGUGACACACAUGGGUUUUCAGUGUGGGCGGACAAAGAAAAACCGUUUGGUUGGCAGAAGCUUCGUUUGAUUGAAGCAAGAGAGCAGAUACGGCGUCAGAAAGAGGAAAUCCGAGCGCUUAAAACAUCUCUUCGAGAAACCCAUGUAAGCUUAUCUUCGAACUCACCAAAUGUUGAUGCUGAAAUGUUUGCAGAGGAGAAGAAGAAACUUGAAUUUGAAGCAAUGGCAGCAAAAGAAAGAGAAAAGCUCCUGCGCCAAUUUGUGGUUAUUUCAUGGGGAGGAUUCAUUGUUGUCACAACAAUGAUACUCACCAUGGUGAAAAAGUAG